Messenger RNA from Ectocarpus sp. CCAP 1310/34, 1542 nucleotides. The record is from the annotation of a GenBank genome assembly. NCBI's taxonomy places the organism in Eukaryota, Phaeophyceae, Ectocarpales, Ectocarpaceae.
UACAUGCACAUCCUGGACUACGGCGGGGGCGUGAUGCUGUCGAUGCAGGCAGCAAGGCUGAAGGAAGAGGGGGAACAGCACGCGCGCAAGGUGGAACGCCUCGAAGGCAUGGCCAACAAUUUAUUCGUCUCGGCCUACAGAUCCCUCCCGGAUGACGUUGACACGCGGGCGGCCAUACUCUCGUACCAUAAGUCCGUCGCUCUGUUCCCCAGCGCACCGGGUGACCAGUCGGCGCACUCCCCCCGCGGUGGCGGAGACGGUGGCGGUGGCGACGGCGGCGAGAGCGUGUACGAACGUAGGGCCGACCCGAAGAACGGCACUCGCUACCACUGCGUCAUUGAGCGCCUGGCGCAGAUGUCGUCAUGUUUAUCGGCAUGGCGGAAAACCCCCAAGGAGGAACUGAAUCCGACGCGAAACGCGGUAGACCCCGCCAGGUUCAUCUCCAUUGGCGGGGUAAACGACGUCACCGCGCAUUGCUCCGACGAAGAGGUAUGCAAAUGAUGCACAUGUUUAAAAAAGCGUGUUGAGGCUUCAGUCAGUGCUGUCCACGACGAUUGCGUUGGUUACGAGUGUCACUCCGUGGACACCGCAACCGGCGGCGACGCUGUAGCAGUAGCAGCGGCGACGGCAGGGGGAGUUACAGUCUUGGCAUGGCAGCAAAGCAGCGGCCACCCCAUAGACACCCUCGAUGCGCUUGCUGCUGCGAGGUGUACCUGGUGUGUAGAAUUUGGUGUGCGGUAUGUUCUUCGAGGACGAACCACAGUUUUGAUGCCGAUAAGGAGCGGGUAGACGCAAUGCCACAAGGUAAUCGCCACAGUAUGACAUCGCAUCAUCACGAUCGACAGCAACCGUGCCUUGUCGCGACGAAGGAGCAGCUACGUUGCAAGUGUGACGAUAUGAGGGAGAGCCUGGUGGAACAGCAACUGUAUCGCGGGGGCGAAGCAAGACACGAUGCAGCUCGCCCUCUCUCUCUCUCUCUCUCACUCUCUUUCCUUCUCUUCCCCUCUUCCGCUCUUCCUCUCUUCCUCUAUCCAUCUCCUUGUUUCUCUUCUCUCACUCUCUUUCCUUCUCUUCCUCUCUUCCGCUCUUCCUCUCUUCCUCUAUCCAUCUCCUUGUUUCUCUUCUCUCUUCCCUUUCUCCCUCUCUUCCUCUCUCCAUAUCUCCAUAUCUAUCUCUCUACUGCUCCCCUUCUCACUCCCCUUUUCCUCACCUAUCCGAUCAAAUCCCUUCGCUCGACUCGCCCUGGCGAAACACGAGCGACCAUCCGAUCGCCCACCCAGCAGAGCACGUUUGUACCGCAACAACAUAACCACAAGCGCUGACACCCUCUCCACGACGAGAUUAACGGCUUGAUACAAUGUUGAGCCCCGAGAACGAGCUGCUACACACAGUAGGGAUGCUGCGCCUUCUUUUGCAGGUGCUCUCGAUCUGGAGGAUGGAUCCUUGCCAAGGCCAUUUCUUGGCGGCGGCAUGUCGGGGGACCCCGCGGAAAGGAAUAUUGUGAUGUUGUUCGGCUAUAAUAUUUAUUUGCGUUUGUUUUUC